AAGUCUUUGCCACAGCGUCAAUACUCGUCUAUUUUUAGCAGGGCUGUCUAGGGCUGCCAUGUUGCCUGCGAGGUAAUCGUCCUUUCCUGCCCCGGAGGAGACACUGCGGCACUGAGUCACGGUCUCCGGUCUCUGCGAGGCUGUCAGGUUUACCGUGUUGCUUAAUUAGGACAUCCCGGAAGAGUCCCGGUACUGUGCGCAGCUGAGUGACGGGGGCAGGGAGGCAGGAGUUGCGGGUGAGGGGGGGCCGCGCGGCGACAGAACACAGCCACGAGCCCGUCCCGGGGAUACUGACAGACACAACAAAACAUCCCGUCAGAAAUUUACCGCGGACCAGAGGAGGGAGGUUUGUCACCAUGGAAGAUUUAAUGCAGCGGUUGGAGCGAGCCGUGACUCGCCUGGAGCAGAUGUCCGUCACCGUGCAGGCUCCUGGUGGCAUGGCUAACGGGAGCUGCGUCAACGGCAUUGAUGGAGGUCUGUCUCAGUGUGUGGAGGCCUUCGACGUGCUGCUGAGAGGUCCGGUGUCAGACUACCUGAACCACAGCCGAGCCAUAGGAAGCGAGGUGGAGAAACAUGCGGAGUUGGUGAACAAUGCCCUGCAGACUCAGAGAACUUUCCUCAAAAUGGCUGCCACACACCAGGAACCUGCACAGACGGAGCUUCAAGACCUGCUGAAGCCUAUCUCAGAUCACAUCCAGGAGAUUCAGAACUUCAGAGAGCGAAACCGCGGCAGCAGCCUCUUCAACCACCUGUCGGCCGUCAGCGAGAGCAUCCCAGCGCUGGGCUGGAUCGCUGUGAGUCAGAAGCCGGGUCCCUAUGUGAAGGAGAUGAACGAUGCUGCCACCUUCUACACCAACAGAGUGCUGAAGGACUACAAGGAAACCGACAGGCGCCACGUGGACUGGGUGCGCUCCUACCUGUCGAUCUGGACAGAGAUGCAGUCCUUCAUCAAACAGCACCACACCACCGGACUGAUGUGGAGCAAGAGUGGCCCCAUUGCUCCUCCUUCUCUCUUUGACCCCCCUGCCGCUCCCAGUGCUCCCUGUCCCCCACCUCCCCCGGGCCCACCUCCGGUCUUCACAGACGAUGACGCCCAGCCUCAGGCAGGCAGCGCAGCAGCACAGCACUCAGCGCUGUUCGCUCAGCUCAACCAGGGCAUGAAUAUCACCCAAGGUUUGAAGCAUGUAUCAGAUGACAAGAAGACCCAUAAGAAUCCAAACCUGCGCUCUCAACCAGCACAGACCAAAACCAAGUCCUCAGGGACUGUGAAGACAACGAAAGCGGCCGUCCAGAAGAAACCCCCUCUGCUGGAGCUGGAGGGGAAGAAAUGGAGGGUGGAAAACUUUGAGCAGAAACACGACCUGGUGAUUGAGGAGACGGAGCUAAAACAAGUGGUCUACGUCUUCAGUUGUAAUAACUCCACUGUGCAGAUUAAGGGCAAAAUUAACUCCAUCAUCAUCGACAACUGUAAGAAGCUGGGUCUGGUUUUUGAGAAUGUGGUUGGGAUUGUGGAGAUCAUCAACUCCAAGGCAAUUCAGUUACAGGUGUUGGGAACAGUUCCCACUAUGUCCAUCAACAAGACAGAGGGCUGUCAGGUCUACCUGAGUAAGGACUCCCUCAACUGUGACAUUGUCAGUGCCAAGAGCUCUGAGAUGAACAUCCUGAUACCUACAGGAGACGACGAUUAUAGAGAGUUUCCAGUCCCGGAGCAGUUCAAGACUGUGUGGGACGGCUCCAAACUGGUGACAGAACCCACUGAGAUCGCAGGCUGAUUUGAUGCUUCAUCAUUGUCACCACCACCACCAGCACACUAAUCAUUAUCACCACCACUAAGUAAAAAAAUAUAUAUAUGUCUUUCCGUCCCCCUGAGUAAAUUGAAUUUCAGAGAAAUUAAGGGAAAUUUCCUCAAAGGUACAGUAAAACACUGUUGGUCUGUAGCACUUUGAAGCCGUUGAUUGGAGUUAACUGUUCAAUAAAUUGAUUUCUCCUUCCUACAAAACACAAUCACCACAGAAUGAAUAAUCAAAUUAAAAUCACACCCUCUCUUACAUUUCUGUGCCAUAGCAGUAAAGGCAUUUAUGUAAGAAUAUGUAAUUGUUCAAAUGUAAGCAAUCUGAUAAGGUCUUCUCAUCAUCAAAAUUCAUGACAUAUUUUCAUAUUAUUGUUUCUGGAUUACCUUUAUUAUGACUGCACUGUUUCCACAUUCAUUGUUCUGUUUGAUUGCAUUGGAGCCAAAGCACAAAUUAGACCACAGAAGCAACAACAUUAUUUUACAUAAAGAUCUAAAGACUAUGUAAACUUACAACUUUUCAGUGGCCAAACAGACAAUAACUCAGUCAAGUGUGGGACUAUUUGGUACUUUUCUAUCUAAUGAAGUGUAUUUUAAUGACCUCUUUAAACGUGUAUAGUGCAUGGUAGUCAUGUAGUUCUGUUUAACAUAGUGAAUGAAGCUUAUGCAACAGUGUUUAGUAUAUUUUGCAUUAAUGCCAGAUGCUGUCUGUCUUGCUAGUGCAUAAUACAUGUAGCAACGAAUGAUGUUCUGCAGGAGACAUGAAAUCAUCUGAUCAAAAUAAUUAACCAAGUACUCGGCUACCAAUUUCUCGCACACCUAAAAAUACUGACAACAGUGGUAACUUUUACACUUGAGCACUUCCUAGUCUCUUUAUUUUGUACCAAGAUGUAGCACAAGGCACCAGCAUAGAGAAGAUGGUGUACACCAUUAAUGCUUUUCAAAAUGUUUAAUUUACAUGAAAACAACAUGAUGUCAUUGUGUAUCAUUUUUCAAAUAAAAUUAAAACCCUCA
Messenger RNA from Lates calcarifer (barramundi perch), 2803 nucleotides. It is a transcript of the gene cap2, whose product is annotated as cyclase associated actin cytoskeleton regulatory protein 2. The record is from RefSeq and is a predicted model, not a curated record. Gene Ontology annotation, cellular component: cytoplasm. Gene Ontology annotation, biological process: cytoskeleton organization; regulation of adenylate cyclase activity; cell morphogenesis. NCBI's taxonomy places the organism in Eukaryota, Metazoa, Chordata, Actinopteri, Centropomidae. Gene Ontology annotation, molecular function: actin binding; adenylate cyclase binding.